UGUCCCGCACCUCUCUGAGCUGAGAACCCUGACAUCAUGGAUGUUUUUCAGCUUUCCCACACUCUCGCAGCAGGACAGCUGAUGUUAUUUCAAACAGGAAACUGUCUGCAGAUAACAUUGCAACCAUUUAGCCUGAUUUGCUGAAUGCCUGACCGCCGCUGCAGCCGCUUUCUCCUCCAGUGUUGGACCGCGGGCCAGCCUCUGUAAACAGCAGCCAUGCGCCUUCUGUGCCCAGUGUCCUCUCCAGCCCGCGACGGUCAGGACGCCCCCUUCGCCUAGUGUGGCCGCCUCAGGAGUCAAUGACCUGCAAAUGCUCAUUAUGAAGCGGCAUCUGGCUUUCCUGGGCCCUCUAAUUGGCCUCGCCUUCCUGUCGCUGCUAAGGUCUGGAUAUCCUCAACAGACUGCCGAGGAAGCCUGCUCUGUGCAGAUUCUUGUCCCGGGCCUCAAAGGGGAUGCUGGAGAAAAGGGAGAGAAAGGUGCACCAGGACGGCCUGGAAGAGUUGGCCCUACGGGAGAAAAAGGAGAUGUGGGUGACAAAGGACAGAAAGGCAGUGUGGGUCGCCAUGGAAAAAUCGGUCCCAUUGGUUCGAAAGGUGAAAAAGGAGAUUCUGGUGACAUAGGACCCCCUGGUCCUAAUGGAGAACCAGGCAUACCGUGUGAGUGCAGCCAGCUAAGGAAGGCCAUUGGGGAGAUGGAUAACCAGGUCACCCAACUGACAACUGAGUUAAAAUUCAUAAAAAAUGCACUGCCCUCCCCCGCAGCUGUCGCUGGUGUGCGAGAGACAGAUAAUAAGAUCUAUCUGCUGGUGAAGGAAGAGAAAAGGUAUGUGGAUGCCCAGCUGUCCUGCCACACCAGAGGAGGGAUACUGAGUAUGCCCAAGGACGAGACCUCCAACAGCCUGAUUGCUUCGUACAUCACUCAAGCGGGCCUCACUCGAGUUUUCAUUGGGAUCAAUGACCUGGAAAAAGAGGGCAGUUUUGUUUAUUCAGACCGAUCCCCCAUGCAGACCUUCAACAAGUGGCGGAAUGGCGAGCCCAACAACGCUUACGACGAUGAGGACUGUGUGGAAAUGGUGGCCUCUGGGGGCUGGAAUGACGUGGCUUGCCACAUCACCAUGUAUUUCAUAUGUGAAUUUGACAAGGAAAAUGUGUGAGCAGGUGCCAGCGUGGAAUGGGAAGCCAGCUUGUUUGAAUCAUUGCCUUUUUUUUAAUAGCAAAAUUAACUGCACCAUCUCUGAGAAAAUGAUGGCAGCCAAUGAGCUGUGCAUCUGUAAAUAGGAGGGUAUUUCAAUAGCAUUGUUUCCCAUUCAGGAGUGAAGACAUGCAUUAAUGAAAGGGCCAUUUCUCCAAACAUUAGAGAAUGGCAUAUACUUAAAGUAUUUUGUGGGAUGCUUAUUUCUGAAGGAGUAGUUUUAUUACCUGUAUUGUAGCCAAAAAUGUUCAUUAUGUAAUUAUCAUUCAGAACUGCUCUUCCAUAAAGCUCUUGCCUUUGUCCAAACUAUAAAUAAAAUCUUGAACUAUUACAAUCGUUCAGUACAAAUAAUGGCAGUGGGGUCUUAAAUUACUACCGCCCAUUUAACUUCUGUAUGGAUAACAACCUACUUAACUUUGACCAGUGUUUCUGUAAGUUACAUUAAAAUAUAAGUUUCUUUUCACUCUUAUCCAAAUAAAAACAAUUUUGCUUUGCUGUAAA
This is a messenger RNA of Choloepus didactylus (southern two-toed sloth), 1692 nucleotides long. RefSeq names its product collectin subfamily member 11 (gene COLEC11). The record is from RefSeq and is a predicted model, not a curated record. NCBI's taxonomy places the organism in Eukaryota, Metazoa, Chordata, Mammalia, Pilosa, Megalonychidae. Bases 311 to 1153 code for a protein of 280 amino acids. The transcript is spliced from 7 exons.